Penicillium canariense is the source of this 582-nucleotide messenger RNA. RefSeq names its product protein ccpA (gene ccpA). The transcript is spliced from 2 exons. The coding region runs from base 1 to 582 and encodes 193 amino acids. The record is from RefSeq and is a predicted model, not a curated record. NCBI's taxonomy places the organism in Eukaryota, Fungi, Ascomycota, Eurotiomycetes, Eurotiales, Aspergillaceae.
AUGCACUUCUCGAAGACCCUUGCCUCGGCGGCGCUGCUCGCCCUGCCCGCCUAUGCAGCCUUCCCUGUGGUCAGCAUUGAUUUCCAAUCCUGGGAGUCCUGCCCCGUUGGCGCUCCGGCCCACGGCGAGCCCAAGACCGAGGACUCCGUCACGACGACUCCAGUGACUUGCGAGUCGACUGAGGUCAACCGCGACUGGGACAUCGACCACUACUCCUUCAAGGCGUACCUCGACACUAAGGACUCCCUGCUGUGCGCCGGAGUGAGCGUCUGGAACAACGAGGAGUGCUCUGGCCAGCCCGCGUACUUCCUGCCCUUCAACGGCGAGCCCGUGGUGCAGGGCCCGUGCCUGCCGGACUUCCUUGACCCCGGCUACGUCUCGUUCAAGCUCGAGUGCUUCGGCUUCCCGAGCGGUCCUGGCGGUCCUGGUGGCCCUGGCGGCCCUGGUGGCUCUAGUGGCCCUGAUGGCCCUGGUGGCUCUAGUGGCUCUAGUGGCCCUGGCGGCCCUGGUGGUCUACAUGGUCCGGAAGAGCAGGAUGGCCCCGAUGGCACCGAUGGCCCCGAUGGUUCUGAGGGCUUCUAG